UCCUGGGGCUUUCAACAGUCAAAAUGUCCAAAGGGCCUCUCUUUCUCUGGCUGGUGAUUGAGCUCGGGCUGCUUUAUCUGACAGCUGCCACCUCAGAGAUCAUUGUGCAGGCAUUUUUGGGUCAGUCGGUGACACUGCCCUGUUUAUACACAUCCUGGUCUCCGGACAGCAACAGCAUGUGCUGGGGCAAAGGCCAGUGUCCCAACUCCAAAUGCAACGAGCCGCUCCUCCACACCGAUGGAAGAAAGGUGACCUCGAGGAAGUCAUCAAGAUACAGACUUCGGGGGAAUAUAGAGAAAGGUGAUGUUUCCUUGACCAUCUCAGACACCCACGAGGCUGACAGCACCGUGUACUGUUGCCGCAUUGAGGUGCCCGGGUGGUUCAAUGAUGUGAAGAGGAAGAUUCACCUGCAGCUGAUGGAAGCCCCACUGACUACACAACAAAUGACAACUCCUCACCCAGCCACCACCACUGGCAUGACAACGACCACAGCUGCACUCAUCACAGCAGUGGCGACCACACAGCUUACAAUCAGAACUUCACUUCAGACAAGAGCCACUGCUGCCCUGACAACAACGGCCACCACGUGUCCUCAGAUAGCACCAAGCUCCUUUCCAGAGGCAGCCACAGUUCUUCUGGCCACUCAACCUUCCAUAGAAGGGCCCAUCCCCACCACAGAAUCAGUAACUUCCCUUCUCCCCAGUGACUCUGAGACAAGUGCUGAGGAGACUUCUAGAGACAUGGUCUUGCCUUCAUCCAAAGAGUCCAAAGUUUGGGUUCUCCAGUCAAAAUCCCCAGCAUCGAUGGGGAAGAUGAGUGGAUCAGUGACAUUUCCUCAGCCAGGGGUAUCUGAGACGGCAAUUCUUGCACAAAAUGAAGUUGCAUUAGAACAGGUGACGACGUCCAACUACUCGGACCUGCUGAUGAUCAUCGCUCCCUCCGUGGGAUUCGUCCUGUUGAUGCUGCUCGUGGGGUUUGUGCUGCGAGGGAAAGUCACGAAAACCAAUUGUUUGCAGAAACACACAAGGUUAGACGACUUUGCAGAAAGAAAAAAUGUCCUCAAUGGCAUUCAACAUGGAAUGGAAGAAGAUGGUCUUUUCACACUCUAACAUACUACUUUUUCUUAGGAUCGAGGGUGGGGAGGGGUGAUGUAUGAAGUAUCAAAAUAAGUUUCAGGAUGCAUUUUUUAAAAAGCCACACCUAUCCCAAUGAUGUCAUUGAUCCAGUCUUACUUUAAUUUCACAAAUGAAAGGUAUUUGAGAGAC
Messenger RNA from Choloepus didactylus (southern two-toed sloth), 1265 nucleotides. RefSeq names its product T cell immunoglobulin and mucin domain containing 4 (gene TIMD4). The transcript has 9 exons. NCBI's taxonomy places the organism in Eukaryota, Metazoa, Chordata, Mammalia, Pilosa, Megalonychidae. The coding region runs from base 24 to 1109 and encodes 361 amino acids. The record is from RefSeq and is a predicted model, not a curated record.